Pecten maximus is the source of this 787-nucleotide messenger RNA. RefSeq lists its product as uncharacterized. Lineage: Eukaryota; Metazoa; Mollusca; Bivalvia; Pectinida; Pectinidae. The record is from RefSeq and is a predicted model, not a curated record. The transcript is spliced from 3 exons. The coding region runs from base 166 to 483 and encodes 105 amino acids.
AACAAAUCAACUAAUUGUGUUGAUGUAUAAGUGCUGUGAAUAAAAAGGAGUUACCAUACGGACUAGUCCACUAGUAUUGUACACGAGUACUGACUACUGUAUCAAGGGCACCCUUUAGUCCAUUUGCUGUACGAUUCUGGACAUCUUUGAUAUUGGUUCUCCUAAAUGGCAAAGAUAAGAUUUCUACAUCUUGCCCUGCUCAUUGUCAUUUUCUUAAUUGUUUGUGAAGCGAAACACCAAUCACAUCUAACUUCAACAGGAGUUAAUGUUCCUCCAACAUCUCGGGCAGGAAAUGACGUAACAACAGAUGGUACAAACAGCCAGAAAACAGGAUUAGCAAAGUCACUUGCGAAAUCAAUUUUGAAAAUGCUUUUGUCAAGAAUAUGUGGGAAAGAAAAAAUCUUCAAUUUGAAGAGAAAAAGAUGUGAACACUCGUCUGAAGAGUAUGUGCGUGCUUUUGGCAAUCCCGGACUCGGAAAGUGAACUACAGACGACUGGGAGGAGGAAGGAACGUACAUGUAUAUCUGGUAGUACUAAAAUGUCUGCACCACCUUGAUUGUCCCAGUAUUCUGUCCGACAGCAACCAGGGCACGAAGGAACUGUGCGUGUAAAGUACGAUUAGGUUUGACGAAGUUGUCUCCCCUUUGGCUAGGCGGAUGUUGUCAGAAAGAUAUGAUUUCGCGAAAUAUAUUCCUUGUUGAUUGUUCAAGUUAGUGCCAAACCUCUGUGAAACAUGGGUAAAUUGGUUUCAUAACCUUGAAUGAAAUAAAAAUAUCUGUGUCAUACA